GGCGACAGCGAAGGCCCCCGGCAGCUGCUUCUCCCGCCCCCUCCGCCUUAGAAGGCUGGCUAAGUCCCUCCCGCUCCGGGCUCUCCGCCUCACUAGCAGCGGCUCUCCGUGCAGCGGGGACGGGGUGAAGCGGCCUGCGCCCACGGAGCGCACACCACAGCCCAGAACGCACCGCCACCCUUGCUCCCUCAGCCGCCCACUCGGAAACUCCUGCGGCUUCUGCUCGCGCACGAUGCCCUCGGCCACCAGCCACAGCGGAAGCGGCAGCAAGUCAUCGGGACCGCCACCCCCGGCGGGGUCCUCCGGGAGUGAGGCGGGGGCCGGGGCAGCGGCGCCGGCUUCUCAGCACCCCGCUACCGGCACAGGCGCCGUCCAGACCGAGGCCAUGAAGCAGAUUCUCGGGGUGAUCGACAAGAAACUUCGGAAUCUGGAAAAGAAAAAGGGCAAGCUUGAUGAUUACCAGGAACGAAUGAACAAAGGGGAAAGGCUUAAUCAAGAUCAACUGGAUGCAGUUUCUAAAUAUCAGGAAGUCACAAAUAAUUUGGAAUUUGCAAAAGAAUUACAGAGGAGUUUCAUGGCAUUAAGUCAAGAUAUCCAGAAAACAAUAAAGAAGACGGCACGUCGAGAGCAGCUUAUGCGAGAAGAAGCAGAACAGAAACGUUUAAAAACUGUACUUGAGCUACAAUACAUUUUGGACAAAUUGGGAGAUGAUGAAGUACGAACUGACUUGAAACAAGGUUUGAGUGGAGUGCCGAUACUGUCUGAAGAAGAAUUAUCAUUGUUGGAUGAAUUCUACAAAUUAGUGGACCCUGAACGGGACAUGAGUUUGAGAUUGAAUGAGCAGUAUGAACAUGCCUCAGUUCACCUGUGGGACUUACUGGAAGGCAAGGAAAAAACUGUAUGUGGAACAACCUAUAAAGCUCUAAAGGAAAUUGUUGAGCGUGUUUUUCAGUCAAAUUACUUUGAUAGUACCCACAAUCACCAAAAUGGUUUAUGUGAGGAAGAGGAAGCAGCCUCAGCACCCACAGUUGAAGAACAGGUAGCUGAAGCUGAACCUGAGCCAGCAGAGGAAUAUACUGAACAAAGUGAAGUUGAAUCAACAGAGUAUGUCAAUAGACAAUUCAUGGCAGAAACACAGUUCAGCAGUGGCGAAAAGGAGCAGGUAGAUGAGUGGACAGUUGAAACAGUUGAGGUGGUAAAUUCACUCCAGCAGCAACCACAGGCUGCAUCUCCUUCAGUACCAGAGCCCCACUCUUUGGCUCCAGUGGCACAGGUAGAUCCCCUUGUGAGAAGACAGCGAGUACAAGACCUUAUGGCGCAAAUGCAGGGGCCUUAUAAUUUCAUACAGGAUUCAAUGUUGGAUUUUGAAAACCAGACACUUGAUCCUGCCAUAGUAUCUGCACAACCCAUGAACCCUACACAGAACAUGGACAUGCCCCAACUGGUGUGUCCUCCAGUUCAUUCUGAAUCUAGACAUGCUCAACCUAAUCAAGUUUCUGUACAACCGGAAGCUACACAGGUUCCUUUGGUUUCAUCCACAAGUGAGGGAUAUACCUCUUCUCAGCCCUUGUACCAGCCUUCCCAUGCUCCAGAGCAACGACCACAAAAGGAACCAAUGGACCAGAUUCAGGCCACAAUCUCUUUAAAUACAGACCAGACUACAGCAACAUCAUCCCUUCCUGCUGCGUCUCAGCCUCAAGUAUUCCAGACUGGGACGAGCAAACCUUUACACAGCAGUGGGAUCAAUGUAAAUGCAGCUCCAUUCCAAUCCAUGCAGACGGUGUUCAAUAUGAAUGCCCCCGUUCCUCCUGUUAAUGAACCAGAAACUUUAAAACAGCAAAAUCAGUACCAGGCCAGUUAUAACCAGAGCUUUUCCAAUCAACCUCAUCAAGUAGAACAAACAGAGCUUCAGCAAGAACAGCUUCAAACAGUGGUUGGCACUUACCAUGGUUCCCAGGAUCAGUCCCAUCCAGUGACUGGUAACCACCAGCAGCCUCCGCAGCAGAACACUGGAUUUCCACGUAGUAGUCAGCCCUACUAUAAUAGCCGUGGUGUGUCUCGUGGAGGCUCCCGGGGGCCCAGAGGCUUGAUGAAUGGAUACCGGGGCCCUGCCAAUGGAUUCAGAGGUGGCUAUGAUGGUUACCGCCCUUCAUUCUCUAACACUCCAAACAGUGGUUAUACGCAGUCUCAAUUCAGUGCUGCCCGGGACUACUCUGGCUAUCAGCGGGAUGGAUAUCAGCAGAAUUUCAAGCGAGGCUCUGGGCAGAGUGGACCACGGGGAGCCCCACGAGGUAAUAUUUUGUGGUGGUGAUCCUAGCUCCUAAUUGGAGCUUCUGUUCUGGCCUUGGAAGAGAGCUGUUCAUAGUCUGCAUGAAGGUUAUAUGUUAGGAAUACAUUUAUCCUUUCUAGACUUGUUGCUAGGGAUUAAAUGAAAUGCUCUGUUUCUAAACUUAAAUCCAAAUUUUAAUUUUUUGAAUGAUAUUCCCUGUUACUAUAUAUACUGUCUUGAAAAUUAAAACAUUUUCUCCUUGUUAGAAAAAGUGUUUUUCCAACUGGAAAUUAUUUUUAAGGGCCAAAAACCUGCUAAAUGUUUUUAGGAAGUACUUACUGAAACAUUUUUGUAAGACAUUUUUGGAAUGAGAUUGAACAUUUAUAUAAAUUUAUUAUUCCUCUUUAAUUUUUGAAACAUGCUUAUUAUAUUUUAGUGCCAGAAACCUUUUAAUGGCCAGAAAAGGUGUAGUAGUUAUAUUUAGAGAACCAUUUAGAAGCGAUAGAACAAAUUGAACUUUCAUUGCCUUUUGGGCAAAAUUACAUAAUAGUAUGUUAUUUCUGGUUUGUAAACAAAAUCCUUAACUUCCAAACUAAUG
Messenger RNA from Chrysochloris asiatica (Cape golden mole), 2867 nucleotides. RefSeq names its product cell cycle associated protein 1 (gene CAPRIN1). Gene Ontology annotation, molecular function: RNA binding. The record is from RefSeq and is a predicted model, not a curated record. Gene Ontology annotation, cellular component: cytoplasm. Bases 233 to 2311 code for a protein of 692 amino acids. Lineage: Eukaryota; Metazoa; Chordata; Mammalia; Afrosoricida; Chrysochloridae. The transcript is spliced from 18 exons.